AGAUGAUCCCCAAAUUUUGGAACAAACGCGACGUCGUUCGAAUCAUCAUCGUCGUCAUCGUCGUCGCCAUCAUCUGAAACAAAACCUCCGUUGCCUAAAACCUUGAAAGCCGAGCAGCUGUUCCCCCUCCCUCUAUCUAGAUGUUGAAGACGAGUCUCCUCCAAAAUGCAGUCAGAAUAUCGUCGAGUCGUCUGAUGCGGAAAGUUCAUCCGCAUAAAGGGAUCAGAUCAGUUCUGUCAAGCUCUCCGACUCUCCGUCAAUUGUCGACGGAAUCUGCAUCACCGACUAACCAAUUCUCCUCCACUAAACCAUUGUUUGAAACACCAUCAUCAGGUUUGGUCUACGGGAGAUUGGUAGGCAUUACAAAGAAUACAUUGAAGAGUGAUAUUCUCAGUUUGCUUGAAGAAUGCAAUUUAAGCGCAGAUGAUCUCAAAGUCGAUUACAAUCCGUUUUAUUUACCAACUGGAAUGAUUGUUCAAUUUGCUUCCCGGAGUGCCUAUGAUGCUGCUGCUAGGGUGGUCAAUAGGAAAGGCCGCUUGUAUAAAUUGGACAGGGCUAACCGUGCAAACUGGGAUUAUGUCCAGCCAUAUGGUGGAAAAUUUGUUUUACUGCAAGGAAUUCCCCCAAAUGCAACCAUAGAAGACAUUGAGCGCUUCCUGGCUGUAUGCGACUACGAUUCAUCCAAUAUUCGUCUGUUUUUCAGGCAGGGAGCUUCUGGAUCCAUCCCAACUGCAGCCAUGAGCGCAAUGAUAACGAAAAACAGAGGCUUUUGUUAUAAUAACAUGUAA
Messenger RNA from Cynara cardunculus var. scolymus (artichoke), 788 nucleotides. RefSeq lists its product as uncharacterized. The record is from RefSeq and is a predicted model, not a curated record. The coding region runs from base 141 to 788 and encodes 215 amino acids. The transcript is spliced from 6 exons. Lineage: Eukaryota; Viridiplantae; Streptophyta; Magnoliopsida; Asterales; Asteraceae.